UGGCGCCCUGCCCGCUUAUAUAUAGCGCCCACCAGCAGACCACCCCCCACCCCAUCAGCUGCUCCUCUCGCGUUUCCUGUCAUCGAAUAUUUUCCCUUUUUGAACCAUAAAAGGAAUCGACCAACGUCUCAUUCGGAGAUUCUCAUUUCCUGUCCAGGAAAAUCUCAUCCUUUAGUUUGAAACUAUAUAUCAACAAUUAAUCAUCUCUCCCCCUCUCUGUUUCCUCACAUUUCCGUGCAGAUCUUUGCUAAAAUUGGUGGCGUAUAGGUACACAUAUGAACGUAUAAGAAUUUUGUGGUGUGUUGUGCGUGAUGAUGAGGUGAUGGAACAGAAGCACGUGUUGUUGUCGGCAUUGAGCGUAGGGGUAGGCGUCGGCCUUGGUCUGGUGUCCGGUUCGGCCGUCGGAAGAUGGACUGGAGGUUCGAGCUCCGCGGUGAGGGAAGGCAUCUCCGCCGAAGAAAUUGAGCUGGAGCUUCUUAAAUUGGUUUCUGAUGGAAAGGAGAGCAAGGUUACGUUUGAGGAUUUUCCUUACUAUCUCAGUGAGCGGACACGUGUGUUAUUAACAAAUGCAGCGUAUGUUCAUCUAAAACACUUUGAUGUAUCUAAGCACACUCGAAAUCUUUCUCCUGCAAGUCGGGCUAUAUUGCUCUCUGGGCCUGCAGAACUAUACCAGCAGAUGCUUGCCAAGGCUCUAGCACAUUAUUUUGAAGCAAAGUUGAUAUUGCUGGAUAUAAAUGAUUUUUCACUUAAGAUCCAAAGCAAGUAUGGUCUCACCAAGAAAGACCCUUCUCUCAAGAGGUCUAUCUCAGAAGCAACAUUGGAACGAAUGUCCAGUUUUCUUGGUUCCUUCUCUAUUCUUCCACACACAAUUGAUAACAGAGGCACAUUACCAAGACAAAGAAGUGGAUUGGAUGCUACAAUAAGGAAUACUGAAGGAGUCAAUAAUUCUCUAAGGCAUCGGAGAACUUCCUCUGUCUCUUCAGAUAUGAGCAGCAUCAGUGCCUUGUCAUCUUCUUCAAAUCCAGCUCUCUCCAAGCGGAUCAGCAGCUGGUCUUUUGACGAGAGAGCCUUCUUACAGUCACUUUAUAAGGUGAUGGUUUCAGUUUCUCAAACAAGUUGUGUCAUUCUCUACAUACGGGAUGUCGAGAGAAAUUUUCUCCAGUCGUCCAGAAUAUACAAAUUAUUCGACAAACUGUUGAAGAAAAUAACAGGAUCAGUUUUGGUCCUGGGUUCCCGGAUUUUGGACCUUGAUGAGGAUUCUGGGGAAGUAGAUGAGAGACUACGUCUUUUAUUUCCUUACAAUAUCGAGAUUAGGCCACCAGAAGAUGAAACUCAUCUUGUAAGCUGGAAAACUCAACUGGAAGAGGAUAUGAGAAGGAUCCAGUUGCAGGAUAACAAGAAUCAUAUUGCUGAAGUACUUGCCGAAAAUGAUCUUGAGUGUGAUGAUCUAGGAUCAAUCUGUCAUGCUGAUACCAUGGUCCUAAGUAACUACAUAGAGGAAAUUGUGGUUUCCGCUAUAUCAUAUCAUUUGAUGAAUAACAAGAACCCAGAGUAUCGUAAUGGGAAGCUUGUUAUAUCAUCUAACAGUUUAUCCCACGGAUUAAGCAUUUUUCAAGGGGGUAAAAGUGGUGGCAAAGAUACCCUCAAAAUGGACACUAAUGCUGAAUGUUUUAAGGGUACUGAAGUGAAAGAGAAUGCUGGAGCAAAACCUGAAUCAAAAUCUGAAAAUCCAACAUCUGAGAGCAGGGGCGAGGCAGAAAAAUCAACUUCUUCAACAAAGUCAGAUGGCGAGAAUGCAGUGAUCUCAAAGCCCCCUGAAGCUCCUCCGGACAAUGAAUUUGAAAAGCGCAUUAGGCCAGAAGUUAUCCCUGCAAAUGAGAUUGGUGUGACAUUUUCCGAUAUUGGUGCUCUGGAUGAGAUUAAAGAAUCACUUCAGGAGCUGGUCAUGCUUCCUCUUCGAAGGCCAGACCUGUUCAAUGGUGGGCUUCUUAAGCCUUGCAGAGGCAUACUGCUCUUUGGUCCACCAGGUACGGGAAAAACAAUGCUUGCCAAGGCCAUUGCCAAUGAGGCAGGGGCUAGCUUCAUAAAUGUCUCAAUGUCGACUAUCACUUCGAAAUGGUUUGGAGAAGAUGAAAAGAAUGUCCGAGCUCUUUUCACUCUUGCUGCAAAGGUGUCCCCUACAAUCAUUUUUGUGGAUGAGGUCGACAGUAUGCUUGGGCAGCGGACAAGAGUUGGCGAGCAUGAGGCAAUGCGAAAAAUUAAAAAUGAAUUCAUGACACAUUGGGAUGGGCUACUAACAAAACCCGGGGAACGCAUUCUUGUUCUUGCAGCAACUAACAGACCUUUUGACCUUGAUGAAGCAAUUAUCAGGCGGUUCGAGCGUAGAAUAAUGGUUGGCCUGCCAUCAGUGGAGAACAGAGAAAUGAUCUUGAGAACCCUUUUGGCAAAAGAAAACGUGGAAGAAGACCUUGAUUUCAAAGAGCUCGCAGCAAUGACAGAAGGAUAUAGUGGAAGCGACCUCAAGAAUCUGUGCGUAACAGCUGCUUACCGCCCAGUUAGAGAACUCAUACAGCAAGAGAGACAGAAGGACAAGGAAAAGAAACAGAGAGAUGUAGAAGGCGAGAGCUCUAAAGAUGCUUCUGCUACCAACGAGGAAACUAAAGAGGAAAAAGUAAUUUCUUUAAGGCCCUUAAACAUGGAAGACAUGAGGCAGGCAAAGAAUCAGGUUGCUGCUAGUUUUGCCUCUGAGGGAUCCGUGAUGAGCGAGUUAAAGCAAUGGAACGAACUAUACGGAGAAGGAGGUUCAAGAAAGAAACAGCAGCUAUCUUAUUUCCUUUAAAGUAUCGGGAACAUGCAAUUUGAGAUAGUGAUCGGUUUUGUUCUCUGUGAAUGCGGCAACAAAUCCUUGACUGAAGCGGAGCUGUUUGGACUAAAACAAGAACCUGAAUUCCAGGGUAUUGCCGCAAAUGCUCUUUUUUGAUCCUGUAUCAAUUGAUUAGUGUGAGUCAAUUAGUCACAUUGUUGGAGUGCAUUAUUAAAGACAGACGAUGGAUCAAUAUCUUAGAACCUAUAGAAAUGCUAUCUCAAUUGGAAUUUGUAAGCCAAUAGCAAUAGAGAUGUGUUAUUUUAUAUAGUAUGUAUUAUUCUGUAUAUUGUAAAUCACAGCGUGUAAAUCUAAAUGCAAAUCUUGUAACUUCAUUCCUUCA
Sesamum indicum (sesame) is the source of this 3206-nucleotide messenger RNA. RefSeq lists its product as uncharacterized. The record is from RefSeq and is a predicted model, not a curated record. NCBI's taxonomy places the organism in Eukaryota, Viridiplantae, Streptophyta, Magnoliopsida, Lamiales, Pedaliaceae. Gene Ontology annotation, cellular component: mitochondrial outer membrane. Gene Ontology annotation, molecular function: ATP hydrolysis activity; ATP binding.